Penicillium malachiteum is the source of this 1332-nucleotide messenger RNA. RefSeq names its product glycerol-3-phosphate dehydrogenase family protein. Gene Ontology annotation, biological process: carbohydrate metabolic process; glycerol-3-phosphate catabolic process. Gene Ontology annotation, molecular function: glycerol-3-phosphate dehydrogenase [NAD(P)+] activity; NAD binding. The record is from RefSeq and is a predicted model, not a curated record. The transcript has 4 exons. Lineage: Eukaryota; Fungi; Ascomycota; Eurotiomycetes; Eurotiales; Aspergillaceae. Bases 1 to 1332 code for a protein of 443 amino acids. Gene Ontology annotation, cellular component: glycerol-3-phosphate dehydrogenase (FAD) complex; nucleus; cytosol.
AUGGGAUCUCUCGGACCUUAUCAACACAAGCACAAGGUGACAGUGGUAGGCUCAGGUAACUGGGGCUCCGCCAUUGCUAAAAUUGUCGCCGAAAAUGCUGCCAGCAACCCCGAUCUUUUCGAGGAGCAGGUGGAGAUGUGGGUGUUUGAGGAGAACGUUGAGAUCGCGAAGGAUUCACCACACUAUGACCCCGCCCACGCGGGGCCCCAGAAAAUCACUGAGGUGAUCAACCGCACACACGAGAACGUGAAAUACCUUCCUGGAAUUCGGUUGCCGGCCAACCUACACGCAAACCCUUCACUCGAGGACGCUGUGAAGGACAGCACUAUCCUCGUCUUCAACCUUCCUCACCAAUUCAUUCACAAGACCUGCGAAACAAUCAAGGGCAAGAUCCUGCCAUACGCGCGUGGUAUCUCUUGCAUCAAGGGUGUCGACGUUCAGGAGGAUGGAAUCAGCCUCUUCUCUGAGACCAUUGGCAAGGCUCUGGGCAUCUACUGUGGUGCUCUGUCAGGAGCCAACAUUGCCAAUGAGGUUGCCCUGGAGAAGUGGUGCGAGACUACCAUCGCCUAUGACCCCCCGCACCUGGACUCCAAGGCCCCAACCCCCCAGCGUUCCCCCUCGGCUUCCCAGACCAACCUGGUCGAGUUUGAGCACAAGGAUGUCUCGGGUAACUUUUCCAAGGUCAAGUUGCAGGCACUGCCCUCGGAUUACCCGCCCGUUGACCACGCUGUGCUCAAGUCACUCUUCCACCGUCCUUACUUCCACGUGCGCGUCGUGAAUGAUGUCGCCGGUGUGUCUAUCAGUGGUGCCCUGAAGAAUGUGGUAGCAAUCGCUGCCGGUUGGGUUGUCGGUAUGGGCUGGGGUGAUAACGCCAAGUCCGCUGUCAUGCGUGUUGGUCUGAUGGAAAUGGUCCGCUUCGGUGAUCGCUUCUUCGGUGCUACAAUCGAGCAGCAUACCUUCACUGAAGAGAGUGCCGGUGUGGCCGAUCUGAUCACCAGCUCAAGUGGUGGUCGUAACUUCCGCUGUGCUAAGUACAGCAUUGAGCGCAACCAGCCCAUCGAGGAGAUCGAGCGCACUGAGCUCAAUGGCCAGAAGCUUCAAGGAACCUUGACCGCUGUGGAAGUAAACAAGUUCCUGAAGAAGCAGGGCAUGGAAGACGAAUUCCCUCUUUUCACUGCUGUAUACCGUAUCCUGGAAGGCACCAUGCAAGUUGCGGAUAUUCCUUCCUAUAUCGAGCGCCCUCCGAUGCCCCGUACCCCGACUUCCACUUUAUUUGAGACUUCUGGCAAGAAUGGCGAAAGUGAUGGCGUUCGGUUUGCUGCACGACUUUGA